AUGACGCCACCGGCCCCCGCCGACUCCCCGUUCAACCCCACAAUCACCGUACCCGCGACCGAAGACUGCGGCGAACCACCGGCCAAGCGGAGAAAGACGCAGGCUUGUUCACAAGUGUCAUCGGCGAAAGAUACGAGUUCAGAUCAUCAUCUUCUUCACCAUCCCGCGACGCACACACCCCUAGCAAGGCUGGGUGACAUCGCGUUGUUGGAGGAGCGCAUAUCGCGUCUCGAAGAGACCGACGCUCGUCUUCAGGUGGUCGUCGAUAAUCGGAACAAUCAUGUCCAACACAGCUAUGCGCAAGAGCCGUCGCUACCAUCAUCGUUGCCUCGCGCGCAUGAAGCGUCUCAUACACAUCACCACGCAGGCAAAUACUAUCACCACCGACGCAGAGUCUCAUUCGCAUCAGGGCCGGGAAUUGGACUAGAAGCUUCUCUCUCAAGGAGCUCGCCCGCCACCGGCCUCUUGGCUACCUUUGCUCGCUCAGAGGAAGACAACCCACCACCGCAAACACUACCUAAUCCAGCAGUCCACGAUGGCGGCAACACCGCACGUAGACCCGACCAGGAGAUCCCCCUCGACACCGCAACAGAAACCUCCCUCUUCGACGAGACCAAAGUCCACUGCCGCUACCCCUUCCUCCGCCUCGACGACUUCCGCAACCCAGCAAGCCGGCCGAGAGAAGCAUGGGCAUCCUACCUCACUACCAUCAUCUUCUCCAUAGGCCUCCUCCUCGAGAAAACCUUCCCGUCAUCAUGUCCAUCAGGAAAGCCUUUCUCCUCCUAG
Colletotrichum lupini is the source of this 786-nucleotide messenger RNA. RefSeq lists its product as uncharacterized. The record is from RefSeq and is a predicted model, not a curated record. The coding region runs from base 1 to 786 and encodes 261 amino acids. The transcript has 2 exons. Lineage: Eukaryota; Fungi; Ascomycota; Sordariomycetes; Glomerellales; Glomerellaceae.